This is a messenger RNA of Contarinia nasturtii (swede midge), 993 nucleotides long. RefSeq lists its product as uncharacterized. The coding region runs from base 535 to 975 and encodes 146 amino acids. Gene Ontology annotation, molecular function: serine-type endopeptidase activity. Gene Ontology annotation, biological process: proteolysis. The transcript has 9 exons. The record is from RefSeq and is a predicted model, not a curated record. NCBI's taxonomy places the organism in Eukaryota, Metazoa, Arthropoda, Insecta, Diptera, Cecidomyiidae.
CUUUUAAAUGUUACAAAUUUACAUUUUAAAAAUGAGUUUAUUUUACGCGUUUUUCACCAUAAUUGCCCUGUUUGAAUACACUGAAUUUCAUGGAAGAGUUUUUGCUCAAAUUGUUGAUGGCAACCUGGUCGAUAAAAUUGAAGAUUAUAAUUUUGUUGUCGGAUUAAAAAUGCCUAUAAAUGAUACUCAUUCUACAAAAUGUGUCGCAGUAAUCGUUUCCCCUUGGAAAAUUUUGACCGCAGCGCACUGCGUAAAGGACGCAUCCGAAAAGGCUACUAAAUCUUUAUUGACAUUCGGCACGUUAAACUUGGAAAAGCCGUUAUCUCAAGUAGUUAUAACUAAAGAUGAUACAUUCGUGCAUCCACAAUAUGGCGGUACACUGAAAAUGAACAUUUGAUCGCAUUCACGUCAAAUAUUUAACACGAUGUACUGUAUUUGAUAGGUUUCAGCUCGUCAGUUGCCUUUGCUAACGAUAUAGCGGUAAUUUUUUUGAGAACCCCGUUAAUAUUCGGCCCGAAAAUAUCCAAAAUAGAUAUGGUUGAUGAAUAUUUUGCACCAAAUGAAGGAGAUAACGUUAAAAUGCUGGGCUUCUCGGAAGGCAUUGGUCCCAAUAAUACGUAUAAAGCAAGUAAAUUGCGUAUUGUCGAAUCAACUAUGGAAGAUUUUGAAAAAUGUUCAGAUUUGUACCGGGAAACACGGCAGCGUAUUUUAACGAAAUCACAACAGUUUUGUGUUGCUUUGCGUAAUCAUACUAAACACAAUACCAAUAAGGGGGACUCAGGUGGACCUGUACUUACAGGCGAUGAACCUCCAAAAUUGCUCGGCAUUACUUCACAUGGUUUCCCGGGGCUGCCGGAGGUCAAGGUUUUGGUAUCAGGGUAUCAUGAUUUCAUUUCAAAUCCAAGGGGAUUGCUUCGCGAUAGCAACAAUGGAAAAGGUGGUUCUUUCACAGCAAUGAAACGACAACAACAAUAACACAUAUUUUUACUGUCA